Dentiscutata erythropus is the source of this 179-nucleotide messenger RNA. The record is from the annotation of a GenBank genome assembly. NCBI's taxonomy places the organism in Eukaryota, Fungi, Glomeromycota, Glomeromycetes, Diversisporales, Gigasporaceae.
CACGGACAUCGGGGUGGGUGGGAGAGGAGGCUCAGAAAGGAGAAAAAUUCGCAAGAUGAGUAAGAAGGGCACACGGAACUCAGGAAUUAUAAGAAAUGAAAGCUCAGUUUCUAACGAAUCCGUGGAGACAGUAGCUACGUCAACAAACCUAAACCAGGACGUUCAGGAUUCGUUUGGAG